Messenger RNA from Rhagoletis pomonella (apple maggot), 1914 nucleotides. RefSeq lists its product as uncharacterized. The annotation marks the transcript as partial. The transcript is spliced from 2 exons. The record is from RefSeq and is a predicted model, not a curated record. NCBI's taxonomy places the organism in Eukaryota, Metazoa, Arthropoda, Insecta, Diptera, Tephritidae.
AUGUUGGACUUAGCAGACCCCAACUGUUUCCAACAAGCCCAAAUCGAUAUGAUUAUCGGCAGUGAUCUGAUCCCUCAGAUCAUGCUCAGUGGUAUACAUCGCAACAUACGUGGAGGCCUGCUCGAGCAAAAUACCAUAUUUGGAUGGAUCAUAAGUGGACCCAUCACUUGUGAAGUGUCAGUGUUCUCGACACAAGUGGAAGAAGUUUCUAACGAACUCCUUAGUACACAACUAAGACAGUUCUGGGAGCAAGAAGAACUGUACCACCCUGUACCGAUUUCAGAAGAGGAUAUAGCAUGCGAGGACUACUACCAAAGGACCACAUAUCGUGAGCCAGACGGCAGAUACAUGGUGAGACUCCCCUUCAAAUCAAGUUUCACAAACUUGCAUGCAUUAGGCCAAUCCCGUAGCUAUGCCUACAGCCAGUUGAUCAGUAUGGAGAAAAAUCUCGCCCGAAAAGGCAAUCUCAAAGCCAUUUACGACGAGAUCUUAGAAGAAUAUCUUACGAUGGAUCACAUGGAACCAACCAGCUCACAAGAAAUCGCCUCAGAUAGCAAAUAUUUCUCAUUUUAUUUGCCACAUCAUGCUGUAGUCAGACCUGACAAAACAACUACAAAGGUGCGCGUUGUUUUUAACGGCUCUAGGAAUACUAGCUCUGGGUAUUCCCUCAACGAUGUCCUGCACGUUGGUCCCGCUCUUCAACCCGAUCUAAUGGACCUGAUAUUACGGUGGCGAUUAUAUCAAUUCGUUUAUAAUGGGGAUAUAGAGAAGAUGUACCGACAAAUCGGUGUUCAUCAAGAUGACCAAGAGUUCCAGCGAAUUCUCUUUCGCAGACCGCAUAACUCAGAAGUUCAAGACUUCAGGCUGAAAACGGUUACAUUCGGAGUAAACUGCGCUCCAUUUCUAGCCAUUAGAACCCUUCAACAAUUGGCUAAGGAUUCACGCAACAGGUUCCCACUCGCUGAACAAAUGCUUCUGCGAGACACUUAUGUAGACGAUAUUUUAUCAGGCAGCCAUACAAUUCCAGAUGCUGUGAAUAAAUUAUCAGAAGUUAUAAAGACACUCGCUAGUGCUGGAUUCCCACUACGCAAGAUAACGGCCAACAACCCAAAGAUUCUGGAAAAAAUCCCGAAGUCAGAUCUCCUUGAUUCCGAAAAAGUGGCACCUUUGCGAACCGUUAGUAUCCCGCGGUUGGAACUCUGUGGCGCUGUCUUGCUCGCCCAGUUGGUCAAGUCCAUACGAGAAAACCUUGACCUGUACUUAGAGAAUACGUUCCUUUGGUCGGACUCUCAAAUUGUACUUGCGUGGUUAGAAAAACCGACUCACACCUGGAAGACGUAUGUCGCUAACCGGACGUCCCAGAUUAUGAGCAGCGUUGAUAACGCCACAUGGAGGCAUGUCAUCAGCCGUGAAAAUCCUGCAGACUUGGGUAUCCGAGGUUGUAAUCCGCGAGAAUUGGCGUCCAACACUCUCUGGUGGAAUGGCCCAGAUUGGCUUCUACGCUCCGAAGAAGCCUGGCCAAAACCUACCGUUUCGACAAUUUUGCCUCCCGAGCAAAGAAACAUAGUUGUCAAUCUCGCUAUAGAAGAGCCAGCCGAUGUGCUCGAACGGUUUUCAUCUUUUCCCCGUCACUUUAUGAUAGGCGCUCCACUCACGGCGAUUCCCGAACCCGACGCGGAAAACAUCUCACUGGUCAACCGCUGGGAAAAGCUGAAGGCUUUACAUCAUCAGUUUAGCCGUAGAUGGGAGGAUGAAUAUCUUAAGGAGCUCCACAAGCGCUAUAAUUGGCAACAUCCGCAGAAGGAGAUCGAAGAAGGUCAAAUGGUGGUUAUCAAGGACGAGCCGCUACCCCCGCACGAAUGGCGGUUAGGACGCAUCAUUAAAAUUCAUCGCGGACCCGAUAGCUAUGUCCGG